GUAAAAAAAUUAAAUUGUCGUUUUUUUAAAACUGGACAAUGCAUGUCAAUACCCUACUCCCCCCCUUUAUGUGUGCACGUUGGUACGCCCCAAGCUGCGGACGGGUCCGCGGAAGAGCCGCGGCGCGCCUGCGAACGGCUACACUCCGCCCGUAUCUCAAUGCAGUGCGCUCCACUCUGCAGGCAGCACUGUGCCUGGAGAACUUUUCCUCUCAGGUGGUGGAGCGGCACAACAAGCCCGAGGUGGAGGUCAGGAGCAGCAAGGAGCUGCUGCUGCAGCCGGUGAUUAUCAGCAGGAAUGAGAAGGAGAAGGUGCUGAUUGAGGGCUCCAUCAACUCUGUGAGAGUCAGCAUCGCGGUCAAGCAGGCUGACGAGAUCGAGAAGAUCCUGUGCCACAAGUUCAUGCGCUUCAUGAUGAUGAGAGCGGAGAACUUCUUCAUCCUGAGGAGGAAAGCAGUGGAGGGAUAUGAUAUCAGCUUUCUCAUCACCAACUUCCACACGGAGCAGAUGUACAAGCACAAGCUGGUUGACUUCGUCAUCCACUUCAUGGAGGAGAUUGACAAGGAGAUCAGCGAGAUGAAGCUGUCGGUCAACGCCAGGGCCAGAAUCGUGGCCGAGGAGUUCCUCAAGAACAACAUCCCGGUGAUUUACAGCAAUGGAUCAGAUGGGAAGAUUGUGAAACGAUUCGUCCUCGUCGCUGUAUCAAUGGAGGGCGCCCCAGAGGCAGGAGGAGGGAGACGGAGCGAGGAGGAGGAGGAGGAGGAGGAGGAGGGGGAGGGGGGGGGUGCAGACACUGAAGGGAAUGGUGACGCUGUGACACACUCUAGUGCCCAGAGAGAGCAGCUGAGCCGAGGGGGAAUGAACCAGCGCAAGAAAGCAGGGAGGAAAUCCGAGGGCACUGACUGCAAUGGGAAACCCCGCAGGAAGAACCCGGAGCGACUCAAGAACGCCAAGCUGCUGGCAGAGCGAGCCAUCAAGAACAGGAAGCUCUUCUCUGUCCAGGGUCCCUAUCCUGUGGUGCGGGCUGCCCUGCGAGCACGCGGUUGGUUGGAGAAGAAAUUUCCCAAGGUGCAGCACCUGGGGUCACAGCGGGGUCGCGGAGGGGACGAGGAGACGGAGGAGGACGACGGUGAUGACAGUGGCGAUGACGACGAGGAUGGCUGUGAGGAGGAGAGUGAGAAGGAGGGUGACUCUGAUGACAGCUAUGAUCUGAUGUCUCGUCUGGUUCGCAAUGAGACCCCCUAUUUCUAUUGGACGACGCGGCGCGACGCCAUUGACUGCCGGCUGCUGCGCAAGGAUCAGAUGACCAAUCACUACGCACGGGCCGGGUCCUUCACCACCAAGGUGGGGCUGUGUGUGAACCUACGGAACUUGGUGUGGUUCGACGAAGCCAAUCCCGACACGUUCUUCCCGCGCUGCUACAGACUGGGGGCCCAGGAUGAGAAGCAGGCCUUCACUGAGGAUUUCAGGCUCACAGCCUGCAGCAGUCUGCUCAAGUGGGUGUUGGAGACCAGCAAGGGGCCUCCGGGGCCACAAGAGGGUGCCAGCGGGGGACCGGGGGACAAGAAGGAGGCAUCGGGGGACUCCCCAAACCAGGUGCAGAAGAACGCGUGCAAGCUGCGGGCGAGAUCGGAGGUCCCUGCGGAGCUCAUAGUGACCGCACUGCAGGCGUGUCAGGAGUACCUGGACAGCCUGGAACACAAUGACAUCGACAUCUCCAUGGAAACGCCCCCCGCCAUCAGCGAGCAGCAGUGGGAGGAGUUCCUGCACAGCUACUACCAGGUCAUCCACGACGGAGCCAGCGUGAAGAACUUUGACCUCUACACUGACCACUGCGAGCAUGUCCUGGGCAAACUGCGGGAGGUCAACCCACAGCUGGACAUCGACGGAGUCCACAACAUCUGGAUCGUGAAGCCUGGAGCCAAGUCCCGCGGCAGAGGCAUCGUGUGCAUGGACCGGCUGGAGGACAUCUUGAAGCUGGUGGACAGCGACCCCACCAUGAUCAAGGACAGCAAGUGGGUGGUGCAGAAGUACCUGGAGCGCCCCCUGCUUGUCUACGGCACCAAGUUCGACGUGCGGCAGUGGUUCCUCGUCACGGACUGGAACCCGCUCACCAUCUACUUCUACAAGGAGUGCUACCUGCGCUUCUGCACCCAGCCAUUCUCACUGGACAACCUGGACAGCUCCGUGCACCUGUGCAACAACUCCAUCCAGAAGCACUACGAGCGAUCCCAAAGCCGGAACCCGCGCGUUCCCCAUGACAACAUGUGGUCUUCGUCGGACUUCCGGGCGUUCCUGCGCAGCCGGGGGCAGGAGUCCCUGUGGGAGGCCAGGACAGUGCCGGGGAUGAAGCAGGCAGUGAUCCAUGCCCUGCAGACCACGCAGGACCUGGUGGAGUCGCGACGAAGCAGCUUCGAGCUGUACGGGGCUGACUUCAUGAUGGGGCCCGACCUGCGGGCCUGGCUCAUCGAGAUCAACGCCAGCCCCACCAUGGCCCCCUCCACCCCCGUCACCGCCCGGCUCUGCGGGGCCGUGCAGGAGGACACGCUCAAGGUGGUGAUCGACAGGAGGGCCGACCGCUACUGCGACAUCGGGGGCUUCGAGCUCAUCUACAAACAGGUACCAGUGGAGGUACCCCAAUACGUGGGGAUGAACCUGCUGGUUGAGGGCACCCCAAUAAGGAGACCGCGCCCCCCUAUGCACAGGAACAGCACCUCAUUCACCGUGCCUCUGCCGCGGCAGGACCAAUCAGGUCGCAAAGAACCCCCCAAAACAGCACAGCCACCCCCCGCAAAACCACAGGACCCCACGUGGCUGACCCCCACCCCUGCCCGCGGAUCCAAGCCCAUCCGUAGGACGCGCCUCUCCGUGACUGGCAAAGAAAACAACCCCAAAGGACCGCCCAGGGCUGAGGAGCCCACCCCACCCAAACACCUUCACAUCAUAGCCACAGCCCCUAAGAGAACCCUGAAGGACCCGCAGACCCCCAAGCCCCUCCUUCACAUCACAUCCACAGCCCCUAAGAGCUCCCUGACAGCCCCGCAGACCCCCAAGCCCCUUCACAUCACACCCACGGCCCCUAAGAGCUCCCUGACGGACCCACAGACUCCCAAGCCCCUUCACAUCACAUCCACGGCCCCUAAGAGCUCCCUGACAGCCCCGCAGACCCCCAAGCCCCCCACGGGUUCCGGAGCAGCCCGGCAGAUCGGGCUGAAGUUCACCAGCUUCGACACUCUGGAGUUCAAGACAGUGAAGCAGCCUCGCAUCGUAGCCUCUGUGGAUUGUGGCUCGUGGCAGAGCCCCCGCUGCCGGCCCACCCGCCAGCACUUCAUGCAGACCAGAGUCUGUCUGCCCUCCCUCCGGCCCGCCGCCCCCUCCCUGGAGAUCAUCAGCCUGCAGCAUUCCCUGAACCCGGCGCCCAGCCCGCGCUACCACAGAGCCGGGCCUCGCCCUCACAGGUGGCCCUACAACCUGGAGCUUGCAGCCCUCAUGAAGCAGCUGGCUGCGGGGGGCCGACAGUAAAACUACACGGAAAAGAAAAGCUCUACGGGUUUAAAUGUAAAAACACCGGGAGAAGGGUUUUUGUUUUUGUUUAUUGUUUUAACUAAAUUAUCAAUGGUGAAUCAAAAUCAAAAUGGAUCGACAUGUUUUAUUUCACAAUUUUUUGAAUGAUUGAAAUGAUCCGUAAUCAUGUUUGCACUCGUCCAGUAAAGAGGUAGAUUUAGUAUCAGCUGAACAGCGAAGAGAAUAGCAGGUUGUUUUCAUUGCAAUAUUUUCAUUGUUAUCCAGUUGUUGUAUGAAGUGGUUUUAUUGUUUUAUAUUCAUUUAUUAUCUUCAUCACCGCACUGGAAUGCAGUAAACCCAGGAUUUCAUUCACUUGAUCUGGAACAUUAAACUUUGACAUUAUCCAUGUGUGACCGGGCAGAGGCUGGGUGUGAACUGGCACCCUGCACACUGCCAGCGGGCAUCGGAUCCACUGUGCAAAAGAGCCGGGCUCGCCUGCAGUCGUGGUUUUAGAGCUUUUAACCUUAAUGAAUGAGUCAUUUAGCAGGCACUUUUACCCACAGAGACUAGGGCGGUGAACGAUGCAUCAACAACUGCUGCUGCAGGACCGAGACGGGACAGAAUCUGUAACAGCAGGACAGCACACAACACCGCCUGGUGUGCAUAACUGUUACACACUCCGCAUUUAAUAUUUCUUACUGAACCCUUGAAGGCUUGAGUGGAUUCCAGGAGCAAAGGGCUGUUAAAAUAAACAUGUGAUAUUGUACUCUGUGUAUCGAUGUGCUUGAAGAGUCCAGUGUAGGGUAUGUACAUUUUCCACUGCAGGGACUUAAAGGUAUCUGUGGUUAUCAUGGUAAAAUAGUCUUCUUUGUACAGGGUUAUUCUAACACGAAUUUGAAUCGCCCAGGUGAAAUGAACAGCUACCUCUGGACCGGUUCUGAAAGGGUCUUCCCAGUUGAAGGUAAUGGCUAAUUACUGUUCUGACUGCAGCUUAUGUGACUGACAUUAUUCAACUAGAAGAAGGGGUUGCACUAAUCGUGAGGUUUCUGUAUCGUGAAUAACCAAUGAAUGUAAACCAAUGUAAUCAUGUAUGGACUCUAAUCAUCUGUUAAGAAUAGUCUUUCCUUAAUCAAUAAACCGUGGAAUUGGAAUAAUUCUGAAAGUAGAAUUGUCUGAUUCAUUAUAAAUAAAUAGUUACCACACCCUACAGGGUUAAUACGGGUAUCUGCCCUUUGAACUCAAACGCUCCUCACGCUCGUUCAAGCUGUGAGCCGGUUCAGUCAGGAGCUGCUCUGAAGCUGUAAGCCGGUUCAGUCAGGAGCUGCUCUGAAGCUGUGAUC
Molecule: messenger RNA, 4843 nt
Organism: Acipenser ruthenus (sterlet)
Lineage: Eukaryota; Metazoa; Chordata; Actinopteri; Acipenseriformes; Acipenseridae
Product: tubulin tyrosine ligase 3-like
Exons: 17
Coding region: 39-3521 (1160 amino acids)
Biological process (GO): Arp2/3 complex-mediated actin nucleation; cilium movement; actin filament polymerization
Cellular component (GO): cilium; Arp2/3 protein complex; actin cytoskeleton
Molecular function (GO): protein-glycine ligase activity, initiating
Source: RefSeq, a predicted model, not a curated record